Messenger RNA from Dacryopinax primogenitus, 976 nucleotides. RefSeq lists its product as uncharacterized. Bases 616 to 891 code for a protein of 91 amino acids. The record is from RefSeq and is a predicted model, not a curated record. The transcript has 3 exons. Lineage: Eukaryota; Fungi; Basidiomycota; Dacrymycetes; Dacrymycetales; Dacrymycetaceae.
UCUCGUACAAACAUUUCAAGUCGUUUUACCUAAGCAGCCGAGUUACCUCUCUCGCUUGGUCUCACAGAUCAUUUGCCGGGACCGGAGAAUACAUGAUCUGGGGCAUCGAGUGCGCACACUUUUAUAGCCCGAUUUUAUCCAAGCUGAAUCGAGAAGGCUAGCUGCUGCCUGGCUCUUCUGUGGUUAUUUUUGGCGGUCCCCUUGCAGGAGGCCACAGGGCUCGUAUUAACGGUCUUGCGUUCUGCACGAUAGCAGACGGUGGCUUAGGGGGCCUCGCAUUGGCAUCCGUUAGUGGUACGUAUCAGAAUUUCUGUUUUUUGACGCCCUGCUUAUUGUGAACAGAUGACAAGUGCUGUAUUAUCUGGAACUUGGAAGAAGGCCCAACAGUGUGGAGCCGAAUACGUAAAUCGCAUCGACUUCUGACCGUGGCACGUCAUCCUCGAAUUGCUUCUGGUGUCCUCGUCUCCUCGGCUUCCGGAGAAAUAUUUGAGAUCCUCAUAACAGGAAAUCGGGCAGAAAAUGUUUCGAUCGAGCUUGCGGUUCCAGCUUGGGUGGCCGCCACCUGCGCAGGCACUAGGUUGAGCAGGGAGGGCGGAGCAGCGGACUGGAAGCCGGAUGAUCAAAUAUAGGGUUGGGGCAGUAUUCGGCCACAAGUGGUAUGUUUGGGACCUCAACCGUUUAUACGGUGUUACACCGACGAGCUCUGGGGAUGUCUCGACAUGGACAGGCCACUGUUUCAAGUGGGUCGAAUAUACUCCGCUUGCACUCGGUGCUGAUGGACGAUACAGAUGGUCGCCAGUCCAUCGUCACUUGUUUGCAAUUGCAUCUUUUGACGUAGGCAUCGAAGACACAGUGAAGAUAUAUGACACCAGAUUUCCUCAUAGUGCGUGAUCAUCAGCUGUGGGUUUCAUUAUCUGACGUUGGUACAGAACCGAUGACACCCCGUCUUCCAACAGCUGGAGAACGUGUCUCUGCC